GGCGUUAUUCAAAUACCAAAGUUCAAAAAGGGGGAGUUGUGUGCCCCCUUUACCAUUCCAUCUGAACACCACACGACUGGUAUAAGUGGCGCAGACUUUGUGCUCUACGUUGCUGCUGGGCCAUCGGGUGGUGCAGCAGCGUGGGCGGGGCCGUGCGCCAGGCUGAAGAACAAACGUCCGAUUGUUGGUGUAAUGAAUUAUGAUCCCAUGUUCAUAGACACUGCAGACAAGAGUAUUCGCAUCGUGGCGCAUGAGAUUGGACACGCUCUUGGGUUCGGUUUCACGGAGAUGAGCAUGCGGAACAUUGUCCGCGAGGCCUUCAAGGUGCGUGGGAAGCCUUAUGUGACUAUGGUGACCUCUCCGCUAGUACAACAAAUGGUGAGAAAGCAUUAUGGGUGUCCCGACGCCAAGGGAAUGGAGCUGGAGGAUGAAGGUUCGAGUGGAACGUCCCUUUCUCACUGGGAGCGCCGCAACGCGAAGGACGAACUAAUGGUUGGUUUGGGUGGGAAUUUGCAUUAUACGGCAAUCACGAUGGCCUUGUUUGAGGAUUUGGGUUACUAUAAGGCCGAUUUCAGCAAGGCAGAGACAAUGAGGUGGGGCAAAGAUGCUGGAUGCGAUUUCUUAAGAAAACCGUGUUUUGUUGAUGGGGUCUCUCCAUAUCCCGACAUGUUCUGCAACCAACUCAAGGGCAAUAAAAGUUUACUCUGUACGUUUGACCGUCUGUCCUUGGGAUUCUGCACCCUGAGUAAAUACGUGCAACACCUUCCACAACACUUUCAGUACUUUAAGGAUCCGACUCUUGGUGGUGUUGGGCUUUUGGCAGAUUUCUGCCCUUUUGUUCAAGAAUAUGUUAAUGGUGGUUGUACCAAUGGAGAAGCGAGGGCCAUGCUUGGAAGUCGCAUUGGUCCAAACUCUCGUUGUCUGAAAGGCAAUUCUCUUCGUAUGGGAACUUACUCUCUUGGUGAUGUGUGCGUCAAUACACAGUGUGAUAAAGGCACCCUGAGAGUGCAACUCCUCGAUGAUGAUACUUGGUACACGUGCAAAGAAGGAGAGCACAUAACGCCGAGCAAAGUAUUCACAAGCGGCACUAUUCUCUGUCCAAAAUAUGAGGAGGUGUGCCCUGAGGUCACCGAGGACAACAACGAUGCUGCUCCUGAGACGUCUUCUGAAACUCGCUCAUCCAAAGGAGACCGUAACAGAACAAGCUCCGAGAAAUCGUCAAGGCAGCGGAGCUAUCCUUACCGUUGGAAUACCCGACGUAGACCAAGGAUUGAGUAG
Messenger RNA from Trypanosoma theileri, 1278 nucleotides. Its product is annotated as putative surface protease GP63. The record is from RefSeq and is a predicted model, not a curated record. The annotation marks the transcript as partial. Gene Ontology annotation, molecular function: metalloendopeptidase activity. The transcript has a single exon. Lineage: Eukaryota; Euglenozoa; Kinetoplastea; Trypanosomatida; Trypanosomatidae. Gene Ontology annotation, biological process: cell adhesion; proteolysis. Gene Ontology annotation, cellular component: cytoplasm; membrane.